AACAGUUUGCGCUUUACCAUCGAACUGUUCACAUCACGACUACCACUCGUCACGUGCUCAGACCAUAUAUGUACAUAUAUAUAAAAAGAAAUAAUUUCAAAAUUCUCAGAACAACAAGAAGCGUAAAAUGAGUCACAAAGUCGCUGCGGUGUGCCUCCUGAUGAGCUGCCUAAUUGCCUCGGCUUAUAGUGCUGCUAAGGUGCCCAUCUCCAUCUACUACGAAUCCCUGUGCCCAGAUAGCGCCAAGUUCAUUACUGAGCAGGUGUACCCGGCGAUGAAGGGAGAGCUGCGCGAUGUGGUGGAACUCACCUUCGUGCCGUUCGGAAAGUCUCAGUUCUUCACUCAGGGCUCCGAGGUGACGUUCACCUGCCACCACGGUCCGAAUGAGUGCUAUGGCAACAAGGUUCAUGCCUGUGCCAUCGAACACAUCCAGGCCAACUCCUACCAGGUGGAGUACACCCGCGAGUCCCUCACGAUCGACUUCAUCAACUGCCUGAUGAAGGCGGGCAAAAACUUCCCGGACAACGUCUAUCCGGGCCAGCGUUGUGCCUCCGAGAACCACAUUAACAGCUGGGAGAACAUCAAGAGCUGCGCCAACUCCACCGAGGGCAGCAUCCUGCUCCGAAAGGCCGGAGAAACCACCAACCGACUCAAGGAGCCAAUUGCCAGCGUGCCCACCAUCCUGUUCAAUGAGCAAUUUGACAAGAAUGUUAAUGAACGCGCCCAGGUGAACUUCGUUGGCACCAUCUGCAAAUACGUAUCCGCCCCGCAGCCCCGCAUCUGCAACCAGCACAACGGAGCCUCCACAUCUUCCUUGGCCAGCGUAAGCGCCAUCCUUGGCUCCCUGCUCGGUCUUUGGUUUAUCCGCUCCUUCCACUAAGCUGUCUCUGAUUUUCCCACAAAACUCUUUCAACUAAACACACACCUCUGGCGAUCGUGAAUCUCAAGAUCUUGUGCAUUGUUUUACUCUUGAACUUUUUAUUGGUAUGUUUUUAGGCCAAUUGAAACGCAAGUCGUCCAAUUAUCCAGCUAGAAUAUGUGUAUCAGAGAUCAAAAUAGUUUUUCCAGAGCUGAUCUUAAUCUAAAACAAUUUAAUAAAGUUUAAAAUAAACAGGAAA
Molecule: messenger RNA, 1118 nt
Organism: Drosophila elegans
Lineage: Eukaryota; Metazoa; Arthropoda; Insecta; Diptera; Drosophilidae
Gene: GILT1
Product: GILT-like protein 1
Exons: 4
Coding region: 128-880 (250 amino acids)
Molecular function (GO): oxidoreductase activity, acting on a sulfur group of donors, disulfide as acceptor
Source: RefSeq, a predicted model, not a curated record